AUGUCUAUGGACAGGAUCUUCUGCUUUUGUUGUAAGUUGUUUAAAACACCAAUAAAUGUGACAAAAGUUGGCCAACUAGGUAAUGAUGGGUUCAAAGAUUGGCAUAAUUUGCAUCGGUCUAUUAAAAGUCAUGAAGGGAAUGAGGAGCAUUUACGUUGCAUGACUAAUGCAAGUCAGGAGGAGCAAAUGUCUUUAAUUGUACGAUUUGUAGAUAAUUCGUCAAACUUACCUACAGUUCAAGAACGUUGGCUAGAAUUUUUGAAGGUAGAUGAUACAACAGGACUUAGACUUGCAACCAAGCUUCAAAGGGCUUUGAUAAAAAUUGAUCUCGAUAUUGAUGACAUUAGAGGGCAAGGGUAUGACAAUGAAUCUAACAAGGGUAUGACAAUGAAUCUAACAUGA
Olea europaea var. sylvestris is the source of this 402-nucleotide messenger RNA. RefSeq lists its product as uncharacterized. The transcript is spliced from 2 exons. Lineage: Eukaryota; Viridiplantae; Streptophyta; Magnoliopsida; Lamiales; Oleaceae. The record is from RefSeq and is a predicted model, not a curated record. The coding region runs from base 1 to 402 and encodes 133 amino acids.